Molecule: messenger RNA, 1399 nt
Organism: Sclerotinia trifoliorum
Lineage: Eukaryota; Fungi; Ascomycota; Leotiomycetes; Helotiales; Sclerotiniaceae
Source: the annotation of a GenBank genome assembly
GAAGCUGUAAACAUUGAUACAUUAAUACACUAGACUAUUCAGCUCUUCUACUAGCUCUCCCGUAGCCUUACACUUCGUCAUUUCUGGCAGAAUAAUGAUCAACAAAAGGCGGUGAACAUAACUUUUUCCCAAUCCCUCCAAAUUCCGCAGCCUUCCCCAAACUUCCACUCCAUCAAGGACUUUUACUCAAAACCGCAUUUCUCGCAACCCAUCAACCAGUCCCCAAUCCUUUGAAACAAGUUUCUACGAGCAGAAGAAGAUUUCGCGAUUCCAAAUCUCCAACCAAAGCCCUUUAUUCCCAUCCAAUCAAGAAUCACGACCAGCCUCAAAGACGUCACAAUGUCUCUCAAAGUCUCCUCCUUUUCAGCCUUUCGCGCUCUAUCUCUCUCACGCCACACAACCUGCAAAGCAGCCCCUCGAAUCUGCGCUCCAAAACCAACACAAAUACUUUUCCCCUCCCACAGCACACAGCCCACCACCCGCACAUACGCCACCAAACCCCUCACCUCCCCUCCUCUUCCACGCCCACCCCGCCCCGCGCCCCCAACCCUCCUACGACUUAACAUUCACCUGUACACCCUGCUCAGCCCGCAGUACGCACCGCAUAUCAAAGCAAGGCUAUCAUUCCGGUUCCGUGCUCAUAACCUGUCCCUCGUGUAAAAAUCGUCAUGUAAUAUCCGAUCAUCUGGGUAUCUUUGGCGAUCGCAAAUUGACGAUUGAGGAUUUGAUGAAGGAACAGGGGAUGUUGGUUAAGAAGGGGACGUUGAGUGAGGAUGGGAAUUUGGAGUUUUGGAAUGAUGGGACGAGGACGGAGAGGAAGAAGGAUAAUGAAAGCGGGGGGGAGGGGAAAGAGGGAGAAGGGAAUGCGGGGAUUGAGGGGCCGGCGAAUUAGGACUACUGGAGAUAAUAGGGCUUUUACUGGUUGCUUGUGGCCCUGACCUGGACUGGAAAUUUCGAGACUUACUGGCAAAUAUCCACGCAGAAGGCACCGUAAGUAACCAACAGCUAGACGAAACCCUCAAAGGCAACCUCAACAACAAACCAACAUCGGAAAGACAUCCCGAAAUACCACACAAUCAAAACCAACAACCUAAAACUUAGCAAGACGGAUAUAUUGUAUAAAAUCUCUAGCAUCAUGAAUUGAACCAAUGAUAGAAGCCCAGGAAUGUACGAUAGCACAUAAAUAUACAGACACGUCUCCAACAAAACAGAGACAAAUAUCUCCCCCCUCACAAACCCAUUCUCUUAUUUAUUCUCCGUUGAAUUCUCGGAAAGAUGUGGUAAAUAUGUAUUUACGAAAAGAUAAAAUAGAUCCGAAGCUCUAUUCUAUAUCAAUCACAUGCUAGAAAGAGGAUGACUCGGGAAUGUAAUCUUACGAUUGAAAUGCCAUGUAUUAUAA